This is a messenger RNA of Ogataea philodendri, 327 nucleotides long. RefSeq lists its product as uncharacterized. Bases 1 to 327 code for a protein of 108 amino acids. Lineage: Eukaryota; Fungi; Ascomycota; Pichiomycetes; Pichiales; Pichiaceae. The transcript has 3 exons. The record is from RefSeq and is a predicted model, not a curated record.
AUGGUGGUAUCGGAGGAGUUGGAGGAGCUAGCCGAGCUGGCACGAAGCAGCGGCGGAGGAGGAGGCUUCGGUGGAGGCAGCGGCAGACGAGGCGGAAGCAGUCUCAGCCUCAGAGUGGAGGAAACAGCCUCGGUAGACGAAGCAGCCUCGGUAGACGAAGUUGCCUCGGCAGAGGAAGUAGCCUCAGCAGUGGAGGAAGCCUCAGUAGUGGAGGAAGCAGCAGCGGUGGAUGAGGCCUCGCUGGAAGCAGCAGUAGUACUGGAAGCACAUUCAGUACCAGUUGGCUCGGUGUUGGUGCUGCAGGCAGCAAGAGGAGCAGUCAGGUAG